CGGGGCUAAUAGGAAGUGGGAUUCUCUCUCGUUGAGUUUUGGUUGAUCUGAUUAGCUGGUUGCGUCCCCGGGUAGUUUGUGGGUAACUGUGGUAGCGGACCGAAGACUGUCUUGUGCCUUUCCUUGGUGGCUGCUCUCCAAAGAACGAACCUCUUUUUUUUCCUUUUCUUCUGGAGACUUUGAAUGGGACGGUUUCAGAAGCCCGGCAUCUCCUCGAUGGGAUGGAUUACAGCUCCCAUCUCAGGCUGGUUGGCUAAGGAUAAUGGGAGGUGAUGUUCAGGGCACUAUGCUUCCGUCUCUGCACUACCUCUGCCAGCGUACGCUGCAUAUACCCAUAGCCAGUGUGGGUCUGGUACGUAAAUAUUUAUCCUGGGAAAACGAGCAGCGGUGCAGAGGACUGCUAGAGAAAUCCACUGUCCGGUACAAGAAAGAAACUAUGAGGGCAGCUGUGCUGGUAUCACUGUGCUCCGUGGCUGGGGAUCCAGCGAUCCUGUACACUCUGCGUUCAAGCACUCUGACCGGUUCAUACAAAGGGGAAGUCAGUUUCCCAGGUGGUAAACGUGAUGACUCUGACCAGGAUGCCAUCACCACAGCACUGAGGGAGACCCAUGAAGAGCUGGGCAUACAGUUAAAGGAGGACUGUGUUUGGGGAAUCAUGAGACCUGUUCCUGAUAGGACUAAUAUGAUGGUGGCUCCUGUACUAGCAAACCUGGGGCCUUUGGAGAACCUGACACUGAAACCUAACCCCCAAGAGGUCGAGGCUGUCUUCACACUGUCUUUCUCCCACUUGCUACAAGAAAAGAACCAGGGCUACACCCACUUUUGCCGUGAUGGGAUCUACUGCUACACAAUGCCUGUCUUCUUGCACGGUCCUCACCGUGUAUGGGGACUUACAGCAAUCAUAACAGAGCUGACACUGGAGUUGCUAGCACCAGGAAAAUACCGCAGGGUGUUGAGGGUCAGCGCUGACUUUUGACUCAAAUUCACACUUGGAUCUCUUUUAAGAUCUCUUUUUGUUUUCCGUAUAUUUGUCAAAGGACUUUAUAGAAUUGAUGAUCUCAUCAGCCAAGUGCUGCUCCUUUUUCUUAUCAUAAGAAUCUUCAAAACUCAGGCCUGCUCAAUUCUAAAUAACAAGAAGAAAGCAGUUUCUCUCUCCAGCUCACUACCUCAGAUGACAACAGUUACAUUAUUGGCACAAAUAAUGACAAAACAUCUAUCUGUUGUUGUUACCUGAAUAAACAAGGACACUUGAAACCUUAUGCAGGUUUCUGUUUUGGCAGGUAUAUGUAUAGUACAAAUAAAACAUAGGUUUUAACCUCAAAGAGAUCCUAGACCUGCAUUCUAGGCGUGUUUGUUUCGUAAUGGCAAUAACUUCAUAAAUGGAAUGAUAAAAGGAACAUUUGCCAGACAAAACACUGAUCUUUAAGGCACCCAAAUAAGUGCCAUCCAGGUUAGGAUACACAUUUGUGAAUGAAUCCAUAUUUCUUUCACAUCUCCACUAUUUCCUUAUCAUGUGAAAUUUCUGUUUAGGGCUCUGCCGAUUUAACAAAAUCUGCAUUUCAAGAACAGAUGUAUAUAAAUCUAAGUUGUAUGCAAGAAAUAGUAUAUAAAUAUUUAUGUUGUUAAAUCAGAAUAAACC
This is a messenger RNA of Notechis scutatus (mainland tiger snake), 1639 nucleotides long. It is a transcript of the gene NUDT8, whose product is annotated as nudix hydrolase 8. Gene Ontology annotation, molecular function: coenzyme A diphosphatase activity. The record is from RefSeq and is a predicted model, not a curated record. Lineage: Eukaryota; Metazoa; Chordata; Lepidosauria; Squamata; Elapidae.